Molecule: messenger RNA, 1494 nt
Organism: Penicillium mononematosum
Lineage: Eukaryota; Fungi; Ascomycota; Eurotiomycetes; Eurotiales; Aspergillaceae
Product: sulfatase family protein
Exons: 2
Coding region: 1-1494 (497 amino acids)
Source: RefSeq, a predicted model, not a curated record
AUGGCGGCCGGAAACCGCCCCAACAUCAUCUUCAUCAUGGCCGAUGACCAUGCGUCGAAGUCUAUUUCCUGCUAUGGUGCAGGCAUCAAUCACACCCCCAAUCUUGACAGACUGGCGACCGAAGGAAUGCGCUUCAACCACUGGACACACAACCACGUCAACGGGGUCAUGACCCUCGAUUCUAAGAUAAAUAAACACAUGCCCAACGUCGCCAAACAUCUCCGAUCAGGCGGCUACCAAACUGCGAUGGUGGGAAAAUGGCACCUGGGCGAAGGCAAGGAUCACGAACCGACCGGAUUCGAUUACUGGAGCGUCGUUCCGGGACAGGGUGAAUACCAUGAUCCUCAGUUUAUCGGCCCAGAAGGCAUAAGAAGAGAAUCGGGGUAUGCCACAGAUAUCAUCACCGAUAAGAGUCUGAACUGGGUCCGAAACCGCGACGUCAACCGGCCCUUCUUCUUAAUGUGUCACCACAAGGCCCCUCAUCGCAGCUGGGAGUACGAUCCCAAGCACCAUCAUCUCUAUACUGAGCCAGUUCGUCUCCCAGACACCUUCACAGACGACUACAAGAACCGAGCCAAAGCGGCGAAGGUGGCAAAGAUGCGCGUAGCGGAGGAUCUCACAUACAUGGAUCUGGGACUGGCUCAGCCAGACGGUGGGAGCGAUGUGGUCGGGCCUAAGAUGAUCGAUGCGUGGUGGUGGCACGAUCGGAAGGUCCCUGCUCCGGAGGAUGUGACAAAGUUACGCCUAAUCGACAAGCAAGACGGGACGGUAUUCACUUUCAAGACACCCGAAGAGCUAGCGGAAUUUAAAUUCCAACGAUACAUACAACGGUAUCUUCGUACGAUCCAGAGUAUCGACGACAAUGUCGGGCGUACCAUUGAUUUCCUCGACGCUGAAGGCCUUGCUGAAAAUACGAUCGUGAUUUACACCUCUGACCAAGGCUUCUUCCUCGGUGAACACGGCUGGUUCGACAAGCGCUUCAUGUACGAAGAGAGCUUCCAGAUGCCGUUCCUGAUUCGAUAUCCCCGAGAGAUUGCCGCUGGAACUGUUUGCGACGACAUCAUCUGCAACGUCGACUUUGCACCUACUUUCCUUGAUUUUGCGCAGCUGCGUGUCCCCACGUACAUGCAAGGUGUCACCUUCCGUGAGCUGUUGCGACAAAAGACGCCUUCCGAUUGGCAGCAAGUUGCCUACCAUCGCUACUGGAUGCACCGAGAUGUCAUCCACGAAGCUUACGCACAUUACGGCGUGCGUGACCAGCGGUACAAAUUGAUCUACUGGUAUAACGAGGACUUUGGGCUUGAAGGUACGCGGCCUGGAGGGGAGGAAAAGGAAUGGGAGCUUUUUGAUUGUGAGAAGGAUCCGCUGGAGCUGUUCAACUGCUGGCACGAGCCUGAAUACCGUGAGGUUGUAGAAAAAAUGACGAAGUUGUUGGAGGAUAAGAUGCAGGAAAUUGGGGAUGAGCCUGUGCACACCUAUGUAUCUACCAAGUAG